UUUUUGUUGGGGGCAUCUUUCCGCGCUUCCGCCUUGCGUCCUCUGCUUUAUAUAUAGAAAUUAGAAAAAGCUUUAUCCACCCAACACUCUCGCAAAUACAUUUCCUCAAACAUUUACUGCGCAAACAUAGCAGAGCAAUUGUUAUUUUGCUCCCCGAAAAAAAUAAAAAGGAAUUGGAGAAAAAUCGCAACAGCCUGAGUUUACAAAAAAUCCGGGCCUACGGUAAUCCUAUCACCACGUCUCUCUACCGCUUAUCUCGAAAUCCUUAUCCGUAGCUUCUGAAAAUACUUUGUCUUUUCUUUCUCUGCUGCUCUCUGUCUCUGCAGAAAUCGCAUAUCUAUAUUUCAUCAUUCAUUCUUCGCCAAUCUUCUCUCUCUCUCUCUCUCUUCUUUUAUUUUUUUAAAUUUGUUUUUAUUCAUAUAUCUGCUGAAUUUAGUGGGUUUUUGUAUUUGGGGGCUAUCCUCUAUCUUAUCCCUCUCUCCCUCUCUCUUGAAACCCUCGCUUUGACGCCCACCAAUUCGAUUGAAUCGAGGGUUUUUUCUUUCAAAUUUUGUUGCUUUUCUUUAUUUGGUGUUCUGGGUCUUUCAAUUUCCAUUUCCGUGUCGCUUUGGUUUCAUAUUGGGGGUUUCGGGUUCGGUGUUAUGGCUUUGCUUUCGACUCUGUUGGAGAUUUUGCGGAGACCAACAAUGGUGGAUGUGCUAAGCGAGCUCAUGAUGUUCAUAGCGCCUCUUUGGGUGGCGGUGAUUGUUGGGGUUUUGGUUGGGUGGGCAUGGAAACCCAGAUGGGCCAAGAUUUUGGGUUGCUCCGAGUCCAAGGACGCUUCGCCAGCGUCACCGACCACCAUCUCGUUGUCUACGUGUUUCCCUUCGAUUCCGAGCUUGAACGCCUUGAAGUUUCAGUUGCCCAGCUGCGUUUCUUGGACCACCGAUGAUAAGGAGGGUCUCUCUUUGCCACCAGCAGCCACCAAAUCUGAUUCCAGUUCGUCACGGGUCGAUAGUGAAAAAUCGGCUCCAGUGACGGGAGAGGAUUUGGAGCAUUUAUACCGGCUUGUUGAGGAAAGAGAUGGAGGUCCUGCUUGGAUUCAGAUGAUGGAUCGUUCUACCGCUACUAUGGGCUAUCAAGCUUGGCGUAGAGAUCCUGAGACUGGACCUCCGCAAUAUCGUAGCAGGACAUUGUUUGAGGAUGCCACUCCUGAGAUGGUGAGAGAUUUCUUUUGGGAUGAUGAGUACCGAUUAAAGUGGGAUGACAUGCUUAUACAUGCUGAAACCUUGGAGGAGUGUCCCACCACUGGAACCAUGAUGGUGCAGUGGGUGCGAAAGUUCCCCUUCUUUUGUAGCGAUAGAGAGUAUAUAAUAGGCCGUCGAAUCUGGGAAUCUGGACGAUCUUACUACUGUGUGACAAAGGGAGUACCCUGCUCCUCAGUGCCGAGGCGCAACAAACCUAGGCGUGUUGAUUUGUUCUAUUCAAGUUGGUGCAUUCGUGCAGUUGAAUCAAAGAGGGGGGACGGCCAGUUGACUGCAUGUGAGGUGUUACUGUUUCAUCACGAAGAUAUGGGUAUACCAUGGGAGAUUGCAAAGCUUGGGGUUCGGCAGGGUAUGUGGGGUGCUGUUAAGAAAAUUGACCCUGCCUUGCGUGUCUAUCAAAAACAGAGAGCAUCUGGAGCCCCACUCUCACGUUGUGCUCGCAUGGCCCAGAUCAAUACUAAAGUCAAUGCAGACUACCAGAGAUGUUUGGAAAGCAGCACCGAUAAUUUGUCGGAGGUUGAAAAGCCCAAGAAUCCAAAGGAGAGGAACGUGCCCAAGCUUCUAGUUGUUGGUGGAGCUAUUCUCCUUGCGUGUAGCCUUGACCGGGGGCUCUUGACUAAGGCAGUUAUAUUUGGCGUAGCCCGAAGGUUUGCCAGAAAUGGAAGGAGGUUGUGAGUCAGAAUGAUUUUUGCAUCAUUUGAGAGAUGCCUGCUAAUAUUCAUUGUUGCCGUGAAGUGAGAGACUGCCCAAUGGCUGCCUUUGAAGAGCGUAGAAAGUGCUAUUCUUUUUCCUAUUGUUUGAGCUAUAGAGCAGCUUUAGAUUGGAAAAGCCGAGAGAUGACAUAGUUUGUACUGGUUACAGUUGGAGAUCUCUCCAAGGGAUCUCAUGCUCUAGAUCUAGAAAUAACAGGAAUAUUCAACUUCUUUCCCCCUUUUGCAUAUCUUCUGUGACUUCAUCCUCUUGCACUGGUGUGACUUGAAGAGACGAUCAACAGAAUAUGAUACAUUUUUAUUUCCCAGAGCACUA
Corylus avellana is the source of this 2270-nucleotide messenger RNA. RefSeq names its product Polyketide cyclase/dehydrase and lipid transport superfamily protein (gene CP5). The record is from RefSeq and is a predicted model, not a curated record. Lineage: Eukaryota; Viridiplantae; Streptophyta; Magnoliopsida; Fagales; Betulaceae. Gene Ontology annotation, molecular function: lipid binding.